Molecule: messenger RNA, 2571 nt
Organism: Pocillopora verrucosa
Lineage: Eukaryota; Metazoa; Cnidaria; Anthozoa; Scleractinia; Pocilloporidae
Product: E3 ubiquitin-protein ligase arih1-like
Biological process (GO): positive regulation of proteasomal ubiquitin-dependent protein catabolic process; protein polyubiquitination; ubiquitin-dependent protein catabolic process
Cellular component (GO): cytoplasm; ubiquitin ligase complex
Molecular function (GO): zinc ion binding; ubiquitin conjugating enzyme binding; ubiquitin protein ligase activity
Source: RefSeq, a predicted model, not a curated record
AUGGUUUCCUCCGGAUAAAUGAAAGUCACUAUUCUUUUGGAGCAUUUUUGGCGAUAAUUUUCCGCCUAUUUAACUUCUUUCUAAACACGUGGAUUUUGUAUAUACUAAAAUGGAUUCGGAGGAUGAAGACGCGAUAUUUGACGACGAACACGAGGAUAGUUAUAACGAAUCCGGCUCCGAACAGGGCGAUGAAAGCGACUUCGACAUCGACUGCGACGAACCCUCUACUCCGAAAAGACCUCAUAUAAAUGACGAUUUUCAUUACGAAUGUCUAACCCCUGAAGCUUUAGUCAGUUACAUGAACGCUAUUAUAGACGAGGUUAAUAACGUUUUCCAGUUGCCUAGACCAACAGCCAGGAUUCUUCUUAGUCACUUUAAAUGGGAUAAAGAAAAGCUACUAGAGAGAUACUACAGUGGAGAUCAAGACAGGCUAUUCUCUGAGGCUCAUAUAGUUAGUCCAAAUAGAACAAACUCUAGACCUGUUUCAAGUAAAAGGGUUAACACCAGAUCCUCUUCUGCAUCAACUGAUGGAACUUGUGAAAUUUGCUUCAUAAACAAUCAUGUACCAGCUUUCGUUGGUUUAGAAUGCAACCAUAGGUUUUGUCUUAGAUGUUGGAAGGAAUAUAUUACCACGAAAGUAAUGGAUGAACAUGUUGGGGAGAACAUUUCCUGUCCAGCACACAAGUGUGACAUCCUAGUAGAUGAAGUAUUUGUAGGACAAGUGGUAAAAGACACUAAAGUAAAAGCACGAUACCACCACCUUAUAGCUAACAGCUUUGUUGAGAGUAACAGACUGAUGAGUUGGUGUCCAGGGCCUGACUGUCAAAAUGCUGUGAAAGCUAAUUACCAUGAUGCUUUACCUGUGACAUGCUUGUGUGGUUACACAUUUUGCUUUGGUUGUGGAGAACCUGUUCAUGAGCCGGUGCGAUGCGCAUGGCUCAAGAAAUGGAUAAAGAAAUGCAAUGAUGACAGUGAAACAUCAAACUGGAUAUCAGCAAAUACAAAGGAAUGCCCAAAGUGUCAUGUGACAAUAGAGAAGAAUGGAGGUUGUAAUCACAUGGUUUGUCGCAACAACAACUGCAAGGCUGACUUUUGUUGGAUGUGUCUGGGACCUUGGGAGCCACACGGAUCAAGUUGGUACAGUUGUAAUCGUUACGAUGAAAAAGAUGCACAGGCGGCUAGAGAUGCCCAAGCUAAAUCACGGCAAGCCUUGGAACGCUACCUAUUUUACUGUAAUCGUUACAUGAACCAUGCACAAAGUGCCAAGUUUGAAACUAAGUUGUAUGCUCAAGUCAAGCAAAAAAUGGAAGAAAUGCAGCAACACAACAUGUCGUGGAUCGAGGUUCAAUUUCUUCGUAAAGCCGUAGAUGUUCUGUGCUUGUGUAGAAACACUCUUAAAUACACUUACGUAUUCGCUUUCUACCUUAAGAAAAACAAUCAGUCAGUUAUCUUUGAGGAUAACCAAAAAGAUCUAGAAAUGGCUACGGAGACACUAUCAGAGUACCUAGAGCGUGACAUAACUUCAGAGUGUUUAUCAGAUAUUAAACAAAAGGUUCAAGAUAAAUACAGGUACUGCGAGGCAAGACGAAAAGUCCUUUUAGACCAUGUAUAUGAAGGAUAUGAGACUGACAUAUGGGAAUACAUGGAUUACGACUAAACUUUUAGAUUCUUACAGAUGAAUAAUGUUACUAAACGCUAGGAUAUCAAAAUGGAGUUAACUGGAUCAGAUUGCUUGCUGUUAUAUAGUUUAAGUCGAAGUUCAUAUUUACAAAUGUUAUUAGAAAAUUACUUAGAAGUGUACAUAAAUCGAAACUUUUCCCUAAUUGUUUAUCUCUGUGACACGGUUUUUUCCUACGUUGUAAUCUGCUAGCGUGAUCGCCACUUCUUCAAUAACCCGCUUUGUGAGGUCCAGAUUUUCUAUUUUUUUCCCCCUGUAAUGAACGUGUUAAAUAGGUUACAAGCGACUGAGAGAUACGCCAAAGCACAAAAAGAAAGCUGUGAUACGACACAAAGCAGCGAGCUAAGGUAGCUCUCAUCGUAUCGCUGCGAGUUUGGUAAUGUAAAAUUUGCUUCAGCAUGUAGGACUUAAUGAAAGUUUUAUGGAGAUUUUGAGGCGCGAAGAUCAUUUACGGUCAUUAUGAAGGUCAACGAACUUUUUUUGUUGCCGAUUCACUGUUGUACAACUUAAAUGAUGUAUAAUGUCGCUUAACAAUUCGUAAUUUGAGGUGUGGCUCAUUUUAAAUACGUCAGCAUUGGUGCACUUCAAGACUUAUUGAUUGCAGUGAACUAGCAAAGAGGUAUCAUUUACUAAGGAAGAUUUUAGCAAGGUGAUAAUUGCUGCAGUUGUAAGGAAAUAUCCUAAACUUCUGUCAAUUUUAAGACCCCGUUCUCGGUACAAAAAGGACAGCGUACGUUUAUGUGCUGUGUCUCAGACUAGGUUGUGAACAUGUUUUCCUUCAUUUCAACUUAUCUUCUGUUGACUUGAUGUGUGUUUCUACAUUUCUUUUUAUCUUACUUUUGAAAAUGCUGUUACUUGUAAAUAAACCCAAUUAUUAAAUGCUUGUCUCUCCA